Molecule: messenger RNA, 2399 nt
Organism: Aaosphaeria arxii CBS 175.79
Lineage: Eukaryota; Fungi; Ascomycota; Dothideomycetes; Pleosporales
Exons: 6
Coding region: 116-2254 (712 amino acids)
Biological process (GO): regulation of DNA-templated transcription
Cellular component (GO): nucleus
Molecular function (GO): DNA-binding transcription factor activity, RNA polymerase II-specific; zinc ion binding; transcription cis-regulatory region binding
Source: RefSeq, a predicted model, not a curated record
CACGGCCUCCCCACUUCAAUCCCAAACAGUCACUCUGCAAUAUACUGAUCCCGGAAAGAGAUAAGGAAUUUUCAAACGUUGUCCAAUAAGUGUCUAAUACCUGUUACUCAUCACUAUGGCUCUCGAGCUUGGUGUUCAGCGAGGCCAAUCGGCGCCGGAUCCUACUCCAACAGCCGAACCAUCUCCUCGAAGGAUGAAGGCUUGCAGAACAUGCCGUCGACAAAAGAUGCGAUGCGAGGGUAAUGUGGAGAAACCUUGCCCUCGAUGUGUCAAUUCUGGAGUGCCUUGCAUCUUCGAUAUCAUAGAAAGCAAACGCCACCAGUCUGCGGUCCCUGGUGCGCCACAUUCAAGCAUUCGUAAAAGGAAGAGAGAAUCUCUUCAAAAUGAGGUACAGGAUCUCAAGGAACAGUUGGGUAGGCUGAAAAGGUCUGCUGCGAGCAGUGGAGACCAACCCAUUGAGCCACCCCUUCAAUCGCGAGAUACGAAUUCUGGACAACCUCUAUAUGAAGCCGAAAGGGCACACACGGAACAAACAAAAGAUUACACCACCGACGAGGUUUCAAAUGAUUGCCGCCGCCGUGAUCAGUCCUCUAAUCCACAGAGCGUUGGGUCAGAGGUGUGCAGCCCAGGCUCUUAUCCAGAAGAUGCCUACCCUCGUCAUCUAGAUGCUCCCGUGAGCGCAAUCCAUCACCUCACCCCAGAAGGAUCUGCAUUCUCGACAAUGGUGUUGCAAUCUUCGGAGAAUAUCGAUGUCUUCUCACCUACCACAAAACAGACACCCAAUGAAGCAGCCCCCAGUCCAUUGCACCAGCGGGGAGGCGACCUGAUCAACAACAUAUUCGAUGAUGAAUCUGUACCACGAUUGCUUUUUUCAAUGUAUGUCCAUAACGGGAGUCCGUUUAUCCCAUUGUUCGACCCUACGGAGGACACCUUUGACGCCCUCAGGCGCCGUUCACUAUUCUGCUUAUUGUCCAUUUUAUAUGUUGUUCUUCGACAGACACAAGGGUGUCUGCCGUUGCCUGCUGAGAUUCCCAAAGACCAUCUUCGAGACCGUUGCCUAGAAGAAUGCCGACGGCUUGCUGCGCACAGUCUAUUCGGGUACACUAAAUCCCUCGAGUAUGUACAGGCAACUAUCUUGCUUGCGGCACACGCAGAGCAGACAUGGUAUGCAAUCGCUCAUGCUAGACAAAUGGCACUCGACCUGGGCUUGGACCACGCACUGGAACAGUUAGUGGAACUGAAGUUCAAUUUGGAUUCGUCUCCGGCCAUUGUACACCGAGCGCGCGAGCUAAGUCGUAAAGUACGUACCUGGGCCAUCUUGCACUACCUAGAGCGAGAACUUGCCUAUGGUACCGGCCGUGCACCUGUCACCCCAGCCUUGAACGUGGGGCUGUUGCGAAAAUUUCUUAAGCUUCCCACUUCGCAAGCUUCAGAUAUACGAUUUGUAUCCAUCAUUGAUCUAGUGCUUUUGAGGGGGCAGCUGCGAUCACGGAUUGAUGGUGCAGCAUCAUUCUAUUCUACCCAUGUCCAGAUCAUGACCGAAAUUGGAGAGACAACUGAGAAUUGGUACCAAUGCUGGGAUAGAGUCCUUCAGUCAUAUGGCGAAGACGCACAAUCCUUCCAGCGAAGUAGCUUGAAAGUACAAAGAAAUUUUGCAGCUAUCAAUGGCAUAUGCUGUGUUCUGAAAAGAUUAGAACAUGACGUGAAACGGUCAUCGUCGGCGAAGGAAUCCAUAGCUUCUGCCAUCGGGAAUGUGGUAGGCUGCAUACUGGACCACAUUAUCGAACAGUUUGAAGUUAUACAGGAGUCUCCGGCAUAUAAGUGGCACUUCAGAUGGGCCCCUACAUAUUCAGCUAUGAUGCUGGCAUUUAUCCAAUUCCUUUCACUCCAACUACUACAGAGGUAUCCUCAAACUGAUAAGAAAGAUCCUCUCAUUCGCCACAUCAGCUCUUCUCUAUUUCUGCUUCAGACCCAUCCCUAUCAGGCACUUGUUGAUAGUGUGCUUCGAGCACUAAAGCCGCUGCCUAACUCCAACCUUACAUUGCCUAACGGCGAGGCUAUCAAUAUAGACACUCUCACUAGCAGGAGUGCCUUUGAGCCUAAUGCACUUGGUGCAGGUGUCCAGGCUACAAUGGAUGAUCAAUCGUUGUACAUGACGGAGCCUGAGGCGUUCAACUUUUUCAGCGGUCCGGCUUUGAUCGACGACUGGUCAUUUCUUGAACAAGAAAUCAUGCCUUUCGUGAACCCAAUGUAGCAAGGGUGGCGUAGUGGUAAAUGGUGCCUAAAAGUUUCAAAAUCUGAAUACUUUCACGCGGAUCACUAAAUGAGUAACUUGAUGCAAUGAUUUAUUUCUUGCUAGCUACCAGGAGAAAACUGACUUUUCUCAAUUAAUCUGCGCU